AUGACAGGAACAAAAGAGUCCAAACUUGUGAACCAGGUUUGGGUGGCUUUGGGUAUCGAUCCGAAGACAACUCCCAAUCACUUAACUCUGGGAGAGAUUGGAAUGGAGUCCAUGUUUGCUGUGGAACUGCAACAGGGAUUGGAGAGAGAGUAUGACAUUAAGGUUACCUUAAAUGACAUCAAAAACAUCACAAUCGGAAUGAUGAAGGAUUUCGAAGUCGGAAAAGUCGAUGAAAUGAAGUGCUUUGCCGAAGAGAUUAAGACCUGUCGCACGAAGUUAUGUAAAGUGAAGUUCAUUAUACCUACGGAUGCCUAUCAACGACUUAAUAAUGUGACGACUGGAAGACCCCUUUAUUUCUUGCCUCCACUCGAAGGCAUCUUCGCAUCACUGGAAGCGUUGGCCGAAAAGAUAGAACGACCCGUCAUUGGUCUCAAUUGGCUCAAAGAUAUGGAGAAAUUGGGAUCUCUUAAGGAGAUCAGCAAAUAUUACACAAAUCUCAUGAAAAUUCUUGAACCUCAAGGAGAUUAUGACAUAUUUGGCCACUUUUAUGGUGCACUCAUUUGUAUGAAAAUGUUGAAGAAAGCGCCGGUGGGAAGGGCUGUCAUAAUAGACAUGUUGUCUGAGAUAAAUCUGGACGAAGAGAUGUUAUCCGACGACUAUUUGGUCGAAAUGAUUAUAUCUUUCAUAGGUAAGGACUUGCCGUCUGUUAUGAAGGCUAAGAUCCGACGCGAUAUCUCAACCAAACCCGAUGUUAAGUCGAAACUCGAAAAGCUUACGACAGAGUUAAAGGAGUUUUGUGGAAAAAGUCUCGUGAGUCGAGACUUGGAUGAGAUUCUCAUGAGUUCCUUCAAAAGGGCCAAACUUUUCACUACAUAUCGCCUGAAUAUGAAGACUAAAUUCAAGAAAAUGAAAUACAAUAUCGCAGAGAAAUACAUGAAAAUGAAUGGAAAGAUAUUAAUCAUAAAACCCUAUGAAUUCGGUGAAGACCCUAACGCCGAUGAGAUCACCGAUAAGAUAAAGAACGCCUAUUUCCUACCCGAACAGGGUUUGGAAGGAAAGCUAAACUUCGAGACAAUUGACGCGACCGGAGAGGAAAUGGAGGCCCAGAAGACUAUUGAGAAGAUGGCCUCUUCUAUCAAUCAGUAUUUGUCCAAAAAAUAAAGUGUAAUCCAUAUGAGAGCCAUUAUUAUUGCUAUUAUUCUACCAGUAUACUGCACUUGUAAACAUUAUUUUAUACAUUAUUUUAUACAUUAUUUUAUACAUUAUUUUAUACAUAUAUUAUA
This is a messenger RNA of Oppiella nova, 1283 nucleotides long. The record is from the annotation of a GenBank genome assembly. NCBI's taxonomy places the organism in Eukaryota, Metazoa, Arthropoda, Arachnida, Sarcoptiformes, Oppiidae.